AGAUGGCAGGUGCCGUUACCCCAGCUGAAGUUGCUGCGGACGGCUCUGACCUGCUUCACCAGAGCCACUGUUGCCUACCCCGAUGACUGUCAGCACGUCUGUUAUGCUCUCAGCAGCCUGGCUUUGUAAGUACUUGUAUGGUUUUCAUUAUGUAAUGCUGACCCACACUGUACUGUGCUGAAUUUAAUAUUAUCUUUCUACAAUGCACUAUCCAGCACGACUCUGUUGAACUGAACUGAACUGGCCUGUUUAUUUAUUUAAUUUUAAUUUUUUAUAUAUACACACAGUGCAUUCGGAAAGUAUUCAGACCUGUUUACUUUUUCCACAUUUUGUUACGUUACAGCCUUAUUCUAAAAUUGAUUAAAUUACAUUUUUCAUCAAUCUACACAAAACACCCCAUAAUGACAAAGCAAAGACAGGUUUUUAGAAAUUUUUGCAAAUUUAUAAAAAAUAAAAACAAAUAGUUUAUUUAAAUAAGUAUUCAGACCCUUUGCUAUGAGACUCGAAAUUGAGCUCUGGUGCAUCCUGUUUCCAUUUAUCAUCUUUGAGAUGUUUCUACAACUUAAUCGGAGUCCACCUGUGGUAAAUUCAAUUGAUUGGACAUGAUUUGGAAAGGCACACACCUGUCUAUAUAAAGUCCCACAGUUGACAGUUUAUGUCAGAGCAAAAACCAAGCCAUGAGGUUGAAAUAAUUGUCCGUAGAGCUCAGAGACAGGAUUGUGUUAAGGCACAGAUCUGGGGAAGGAUACCGAAAAAUGUCUGCAGCAUUGAAGGUCCCCAAGAACGCAGUGGCCUCCAUCAUUCUUAAAUGGAUAAGUUUGGAACCACCAAGACUCUUCCUAGAGCUGGACGCCUGGCCACACUGAGCAAUCACGGGAAGAAGGGCCUUGGUCAGGGAGGUGACCAAGAACCCGAUGGUCAUUCUGACAGAGCUCCAGAGUUGAUCUGUGGAGAUGGGAGAACCUUCCAGAAGGACAACCAUCUCUGCAGCACUCCGCCAAUUAGGCCUUUAUGGUACAGUGGCCAGACGGAAGCCACUCCUCACUAAAAGGCACAUGACAGCCCGCUUGGAGUUUGCCAAAAGGCACCUAAAGGACUCUCAGACCAUGAGAAACAAGAUUCUCUGUUCUGAUGAAACAAAGAUUGAACUCUUUGGCCUGAAUACCAAGCAUCAUGACUGGAGGAAACCUGGCACCAUCCGUACGGUAAAGCAGCAUCAUGCUGUGGAGAUGUUUAUCAGCUGCAGGGACUGGGAGACUAGUCAGGAUCGAGGGAAAGAUGAAUGGAGCAAAGUACAGAGAGAUCCUUGAUGAAAACCUGCUCCAGAGCGCCCAGGACCUCAGACUGGGGCGAAGGUUCACCUUCCAACAGGACAACGACUCUAAGCACACAGCGAAGACAACGCAGGAGUGGCUUCAGGACAAGUCUCUGAAGGGCCUUGAGUGGCCCAGCCAGAUCUCGGACUUGAACCCGAUCAAACAUCUCUGGAGAGACCUGAAAAUAGCUGUGCAGCGACACUCCCCAUCCAACCUGACAGAGCUUGAGAGGAUCUGAAAUAUUUUGGUACCCUUCCCCAGAUCUGUGCCUCGACACAAUCCUGUCUCUGAGCUCUACGGACAAUUUCUUUGACGGCUUGGUUUUUGCUCUGACAUGCACUGUCAACUGUGGGACCUUAUAUAGACAGGUCUGUGCCAUUCCAAAUCAUGUCCAAUCAAUUGAAUCUACCACAGGUGGACUCCAAUCAAGUUCUAGAAACAUCUCAAGGAUGAUCAAUGGAAACAGGAUGCGCCUGAGCUCAAUUUUGAGUCUCAUAGCAAAGGGUCUGAAUACUUAUGUAAAUAAGGUAUUUCUGUUUUACAUUUUUUUAUACAUUUGCACAAAAAAAAUAAAAAAAACCUGUCAUUAUGGGGUAUUGUGUGUAGAUUGAUGAGUAAAAAUAUGUAUUUAAUAUUUUUUAGAACAAGGCUGUAACAUAAUGUGGAAAAAGGGAAGGGGUUUGAAUACUUUCCAAAUGCACUAUAUGUGUGCGUUUGUAUGUAUGUAUUAAUGUCAUUUUCAGGAGCUUCUUUGAGCUUAUGCUGUUCUUUGGGAAAGAGGAGUUCCUGGAGGCCCCCCUGAAGGACAUAUUAGCCUCUUUUCAGGUGAGGCAAGAAAGUGUCAUGUAUUUAUUAUCACUGAGUGCAAUCAUCAUGAUGAUCCAUGUAAAGUGUGUUAAUGUGUGUUCCAUUUCCUCUGUAGGCCUGUCACCGCCGCCUUCUGAGACACAGGAACGUCUACCUGCUGCAGGUGAGGCAGGUCAUCAAAGAUGGCGGUCCCUGGGAGAGACCCGCUCUGCAGGCCAUCCUGAAAGACACAGCCCUCACACAGACAGAAGGUACACACACACAUUCUCUGUUUUUUUGUUUUGUUUGUGAGGUUCCUAUGCAUUUCUUAUUGUCUCUUAUCGCCUUACUUCUCCUCUCUUCCUUCUCCCUCUCUCUCUCCAUGGUACAGUGGAGAAGUAUUUGAGCUCGGAGAAGCCAGUGUUCUUUGAGCUGCGUGUGCGCUACCUGCAGGCCUGUGAGCGAGUGCAGGAGGCCAUGGCCCUGGCUAAGUGCUGCCUGGAGCACCCAGAGGUGUGGAGGCACCUGUUCUUCCACCAGGCCUACCUCACCUGCCUGUACAAGGCCUCACUACACCAACACCUGCACAAGGAGGUCCAGCAACCAUCUAUAACUACCUUUCACUCUAUCUUCAGACAGACUCUCUAAUUAGAGUAGAUUGAUGGACAAUGAGCAUCAUCAGUGUGGACUCAUGGUUUUGUUUCCUCCCUCAGAUGGCUGAGAUAGAUGGUAGAGGCGCAGUAGAGAUCAUCUGUAACGCAGAGAGCCAGGAGAAAGAUGAGCUGCUGCUGUCUCUGUGCAAAGCCUUCCUCAGCCAGCAGCUACACAACGGAGACAUGUACUACAUCUGGUCAGUAACACUGUGAUAUAUACUUAAUGUGCUAAAUCUGGUCAGGGCUCACCACUAUAAACAGGGCUUCAUAAUAAUACAGGACUGUAACAUAAUAGAAUGUUGUGUUCAUACAGGGAUCUGGUGUUCCUGUGGAGCAGACUAUACUUCAGGGCCCAUCCCUCUAAGCAGGGCUUCCUGUCUGAGUGUCGCCAGCUGAUGCUCUCCGCCAUCAACGCCAGCGCCAUCUUCCCCUUCAUCAAAAUCAUCACAGCAGAGGUGGAUGUACAGCCAACCACCAACAAAUAUGACACUCUUGUUUGCUUGUAGUCCUAGUUUACCCUGACUUAGAAAUCAACUUUGUUGUUCUGCUAUUUCCAUAAUUAAAUGUAACACAUUGUUCUUAUUUCUUUGCCAGAUGGGUAGUGAGGGAGUGCCGUUGUGUGUGGAGCUUUGUGCUGCAGCGUUACAGACAGACCUCCAGUCUGACCCUGUAACACGCUGUCUGCUGUGUAAGACCAUCGCCUUCCUGCUCCCCAGGGACCUGGAGGUGUGUCGCCUCUGUGCCCUGCUGGUGUUUUGUCUGGAGCGCAGCAUGGAGGCCUACAAGACCAUGUAUUUGCUCUACACACACCCUGAUGAGGAGCCACACCCCCACCACACCCAUGUCAGAACCAACAUCCGCUUCUAUAUCCUACAGGUCAGAGAAGGGCACCAGGGAGUACGUUUGUUAAAAAAGUAUUUAAUUGUACUGUAUGGCAUUAUGAAAGCCCAUAGGGCUAUUCCAUUUUUUUCUAUGUAGGAAAUGGUGGAUUUCCUCAUUGAGGAUACAUGUUGUAAUAAUAAUGUAAUACUUAUAAUUGAAAACUCUGUCCUGGUCCAGGUGCUGAAGGAAGGUCUGUUCUUUGACCCAGAGUUCUGGAAUCUGCUGACCCUGAGAACACACUGUCUGGAGCUGAUGACUGACAAGGCCAUGAGGGAUGCUCUCAAUGACCUGAAGGAGGAAGAGGAGUUGGAGCAGGUGGAGGAGGAGUGGAUACCAAGCUACUGGAUGGAGGAGGAGACAUGCAGAAUACACACAGACGCCUCCCACCUCCACCCACACACCAACACAGCACUGGAGAGCUCUGAGACUGUAGGCCAGGAACCUAAAGAGGGAUUGAAUGGGGAUGCUCCUGAGUCACAGACAGACUUCCCUGUGAGGAGGAGGAAGAGGAGGUGGAGGAGAAGGAAGUGUAGGUCGGAUGUUGAGUAUGCUGACGACCCAGACAUUAAGUACUCCCUCAUUCCCAAUCACAGUUCUGAAAGCUCCACCAAGCUACCGGCCAAUCGGCAGAGGGAAUACCUGGCCAGGCAUGUGAAGAACAAGAUCCUGAAGAGACGCAGCAGGAAACCAAGAUGGCUGCUUCUGGAGAUGACCAGACAGACGGAGAAUGUGUCCCCGGGGGGAACGAGGGAGAAGAGACGGGAGGGAAUGAGAGAGAGAGGAGAGGGUAAGAGACAGGGAGGGGAGGGCAAAGAGAGGAGGAAAGAGGGGGGGCAUGAAAAGGAGGAUAAGAGAGAGAUGAGGCAGGGAAGGGGGAGUAAGAGACCUUACCAUAGGACUAUACCUGGCAUGGAGCUCUCCUUCCCUGAAAAUGAAGUGCCUGUUGACCAGGAAAUGGUAGAGAAUCAUCUAGAACCCAGUGUUCGUAUUAAACAACAGCACAGUGAGUCUGAGAAAUAUGUUAACAUGGGACAGCCUAAUGGUGUAUAUGGUGAGAGACCGUUUGAGUAUAAACCAGAGACAGAUGUAGAGUCUUCAGUGGUGGAGCCUUCAGUGGUGGAGCCUUCAGUGGUGGAGCCUUCAGUGGUGGAGCCUUCAGUGGUGGAGCCUUCAGUGGUGGAGCCUUCAGUGGUGGAGCCUUCAGACGUAAAGCCUUUAGACUCCAAACGUUCAGUAGUAGAGCCUUCUGACAUAGAGCCUUUAGAAAUAGAGCCUUUAGAAAUAGAGCCUUUAGACGUGGAGCCUUUAGACGUGGAGCCUUUAGACGUGGAGCCUUUAGACGUGGAGCCUUUAGACGUGGAGCCUUUAGACGUGGAGCCUUCAGAUGUGAAGGUUUUAGAAGGUCCCAGUGAGCAGACUGACCCAGAGCUGGAUGGUCCAGCCUUGGAGAUGGAGGAGUGUCCACUGAAACUGUUCCACAUCUACGCCAAACUUUCGAAAGGGACGGCUGCUAAGGAACUACUUUCGAGAGAGAGUAAAUUCACAGUGACAGAGGUGGGACCAGACUCAAACACUCAGGUUAGUGUUAUAUAGAGCAAACAAAUCUAGUGAUUCAUUAAUCUAUAAUGUUAAUCUAUAAUGUAUUCAUAACUGUCCUCCAGAGUUCUUUAGUGUUUAUCUAGUACACCCGGUUCUGUGAAUGUCACCUCUCCACUUUGACAGCAUAACAGCUUGUUUCUGCUCCUGCAGGGUGAGGACACAGAGCCAGGCAAGGCUCCAGUACGCUCCAAACACCUGCGCUUCAACUGCAGCCACUGCCAGAAGCUCUACAAGGGAGGUAACGUGGUGAGACACACCCUGGCCCACCUGAAGCUGAGAAAGACCAGGCUCAGCUGUGUCUUCUGCGGCAAACACUUCCAAAGGUACAACCGCGCCAAGGAACAUGUUCUAGAGCACAUAGAGGAACUGAGAACUUCCACGGCCAACAUUAAGGUCAAACCCGCUGUCAAUGGAGACACAGAUCCCUCAAAGAAUAUUAAUCAAUCCUCAGAGAACGAAGCGAAACCCAGUGAGAACGUGACCGAGCCCUCGACUCUGACGGACCAGCCUCCUAAACCCAAACGUGUUAAAGUGUUGCCGGUGGUGAGCAAGCAGAGUAGAAUCAUCCAGAACCUGAGAAACCUGAUCAGAAAGACCCAGAACCAGAAGUGUAAAACGGACAUGGACAACCUGAAGUCUGUGGAAGUGACUGAUGAACAGGUGACUGUGAGAGACAAAGUGGUGAUCGUGAGAGAGGUGGUGCCUGGGAAGGAGACCGAGGGAGGAGAGGACAAAGAGAGUGAGGGAGGAGAGGAGGAGGGGAAGCAGAAGCAGUACCACCUGUGUCCUUCAGAGGGCUGUGACAGCAUCUUUAUGAAGAUCGGCCCAUCGCUGCUGAGACACGCUGUCACCUACCACAUGGAGGACGCAGCCGUCCUGGACAAGACCUUCCAGUGGGGGAAGGGGAAGUGCCAGAUCUGCCAGAGGUAAGAAGUUUCUUUCCCCACAGAUUAUUUCCCAGGUCAGUUAGGCCCCACCUAGACCAAAAUGUAUCUAGGUGGGGCGGGGUUCCGACUGUACUAUGGUGUCACUUAUGUCUCCAUCUGUUUCUUGUUGUGCCCCAGGCUCCUGUUGGUGUUUGAGCACUACAGAGACCACAUGAAGCUCCACGAUGCUCCUCUGAAACAUGCGUGUCUCCAUAUGAACUGUGGCCAGCGCUUCAAGACUGCCCAGGAGCUCAAAGACCACAUAGACACCCACUGCCCACUCCAGGCCCCUUGUGGUUACUCUGGCUGUAGGAAGAUCUUCUUUACCCUCCCCUCUCUCCACGACCACGAGUGGAGGCACUACACCCAGCCCCAGUCUAAAGACGAGCUGGAGCUGGGCGCUACCACAGAGCUGAGCCCUGAGGGCGAGGCCCCCUGGAAACAGAGGGCGAAGAGCCAGGAUGUGCCAGUGCACGGGUGGAGGGGGCAGAGGGAAAUGCCUACUCCCAAAAGCAGGCGCUCUGAUCCUCAUGAGAAGUGCCUUCACUGUAACAGGUGAAAAGAGGGAGACUCCACACACUGCUGUCAAAUUAUUUCUAUAAAAACAACAUUUCAACCAUGAGGUGUUCAUCAGGCCAGGCCUGAGACACGACUUGCAGAAGCUAGUGAGGACACCAAAUCUACUGCUCUCCAUGAUUAGGCUUCAUCUUGGUCUGGGGAACCAGCCCGUAGAUGGUUGAGCUGGUAAAUUAAUUAAGGCCUGGUGUAAAUGGUGUUGCUUAUGUCCCUAUCCUUUUCUGUUCCAGGUACCUGUGGAACCACCAGCACUUCCUAGAACACAUGAAGAUCCAUGAUGCUCCUCUGAAACAGGUGUGUCUCCACCUGAACUGUGGCCAGCGCUUCUCCAGAACCCAACUACUCUGGGAGCACAUGGAUACGCACCUGCCUCUCCAGGCCCCCUGUGGGUACUCCGGCUGUGACCUGAUCUUCUCCCGCCUCCCCUCUCUCCACGACCACGAGUGGAGGCAUUACAUCCAGGGCCAGCCUAAAGACGAGCCGACAGAGAAGCAGAGUGCUACCAAAGAGGAGGGGCAGACUCCGGAGUCAGACACCAACGGUAACAACUAUGACGGCCCUAUGGAGACUCCAGACACUGUUCAUGGUGCUGUCACCACCCCUCCUAGUGACUGCACACUGAAACUCAUCAACGGCCAUGAUGAAAAGGAUAGGAAAGACCAAGCCCCCCAGACAGCCGUCCCUGCCACCACUACCACCUCUCCCACACCCCCAUCCCAAACCACCACACCCACACACCCCCAUCCCAGAAUCCUCCAAAACCUCACUGAGCCAAUGACCAUGAGGGACGUGGACAAUAUCGUCACUUUGGCUCAGGUGAUGCCAGGCGGAGAGGAACCAGUCAUCGCGGAACACAAGACUUUCAAACCAGAGGAUCCUUCCUACCUACCACUGGCCAAAGCCCCCCUCAUCCGCCCGCCCCCCUCUACAUACCUGACCGAGGCAGCCCUCAGCAUGCGCAAGCGCAGGAAGCCCAGCGAGGUCACUUCCCGCGGGCCUGGCAAAAAGAGUAAGGCUGCGGUAAAGAGGAGUGUGGUGGGGAAGAAGGAGGUGUUGGCUGAGAAGGAGGCCCCCCCUCCUCAAAGACAGCGUUGCUCCAAGUGUUUCUCCUCCUUCACUAGCCCAGAGGAACUGGAGAAACACCUCUCCCAAAACACCUGCUCCUCCCUCUUCAGCUUCGACUCAGAUGAUGAC
This is a messenger RNA of Coregonus sp. 'balchen', 7932 nucleotides long. The record is from the annotation of a GenBank genome assembly. Lineage: Eukaryota; Metazoa; Chordata; Actinopteri; Salmoniformes; Salmonidae.